Messenger RNA from Fusarium pseudograminearum CS3096, 894 nucleotides. RefSeq lists its product as uncharacterized. The coding region runs from base 1 to 894 and encodes 297 amino acids. NCBI's taxonomy places the organism in Eukaryota, Fungi, Ascomycota, Sordariomycetes, Hypocreales, Nectriaceae. The record is from RefSeq and is a predicted model, not a curated record. The transcript has a single exon.
AUGGCUCAAGACCACCAUGGGCAGAGUCACGGCGACUCUCCCAAUAAUCCUCCAGCUUCUUCUAUUCAGACAUCGAACUCUCCUUCUUUAGCUCCUAUUGUCGCAUCUGUCACCGCUCCCAUAACUCACGCCGCGAGCACCAGAUCCGUCAACACAGCUUCAGCUCCUUCCGACACGACUCUCCCACCCAUCACCACGAUUGCCUCGGUGCCGUUCACAGCUGCGGACCGCCCGACCGCCUCGACGACCGCUACUGUUCCCACCUCCGCACCCGUUCCCGCAGAGCCCGAACUCCCCGCCGUCUCUGCUUCUGCGCCGACUUCUAAGCCAGCUUCAGCUCCUGCUGCCUCUACUGCUCUGCCCGCGGUCGCUCAACAGAACGGCGACAGCAGGGCUCCCGAGGCUGCCUCGACAACACCUGCGUCUAAUUCGGAAAUGUCUAACCAACAUCCGGGAAUGCCUCAUGGGCAGCAUGUUAGCUACCAGGGGUCUUCGACUCAUUAUGCGCCAUCGGUCGGUGUAACAACUGCUCAAUAUGGCUCUUAUCCUGCGGUGACGAGUCAACCAGCCGAGGCGUACCGACCCAAUCCCAUGCCUAUCGGUAGCAACAUGUCCCUGCCUAGUAUGAGGACAAUCGAGAACCCACAUGGACCUUCUGUGUCGAGUCCACAGGGCAUGCCGAUGAGCAUGCCCAUGGCCCAAGUGCCAGGCGGUGUACCAUAUUAUCAGCAUCAGGGUAUGCCCAUGGCUCCAGGCUACGGGCUUUCUGAUCCUAUGGCUCGUUACGCUAUCCCACAUGAUCCGCGGCUUAUGGGCCACAGGGGACCAAAGAAGGUGUGUAAAAAUGUUUACAAGAACAUCUUCGAACACAGUCCUAGCCAAUGGCAGGCAUGA